UGACACGUACGAAAAUCAUAGUGGAGGGAGGAUUCUUGACGUGUAGACAUGGCUAAGCUUCAACGGAAACGCGGACAAUUGACAUGUUUAUUACUCAUUUAUUUGACCGGGUUGCACGGAGAAGUAGCGGAGAGUGAGAAACUCAUGAUCAAGGAAGAAGAGGAUGAUAAACCGCUCUUUCUGACACCGCUUAUCACAGCCGGUAAAACUGAAGAAGCCCGUAGAAGAAGCAGGGUCGGAUUUUCUGUGGAAUCGUAUUCUGGAUUGAUUACUGUUGACCAAGACAAGGGAAGCAACCUCUUCUUCUUCCUAGUCAAGUCAAAGGGAAGAACAUUGAAGGCUCCCCUCAUCCUCUGGUUGCAAGGUGGACCGGGACAAUCGUCACUCUUCACGGAAUUUGUAGAGAACGGCCCCAUCGGCAUAGAUGGCAAUGGAAAUCUGUAUGAAAGGAACAUCACCAUUCAAGAGCACUACGACAUUUUAUACCUCGACCAACCUGUGGGAGCAGGAUACAGCUUCACCAGGAACCUUACCCACGGUUUUGCACAAAGUCUCGAAGACAUGGCGUCCGACAUGGAAAUCUUCCUCCAGCAGUUCCUCUUCUUGUUUAAGGAGUACAAGAAAAGAGACUUCUAUAUUUCUGGGGAAUCAUAUGGAGUGAGACCUGCUGCGUCCCUCGCUGUCCACAUGCACGACUUGGCAAGAAGAUCCACCCCUAUUGGACUGAAUCUCAAAGGAGUCAUACUUGGCGUCGGUCUGUUUCUUGACGUACAAACACAACUGGACAUAUCGGACUACUACCUUAAGCUCGGACUCGUUUAUGUACGAGGCCGCUAUCUUCUAGAUAAACGCCUGACAGCCAUCAGAACGGCGCUCUCCAGACCAACGUCAAUAAUGAAGGGCCUCCAGCUGUACUUCAACACAUUCCGUACAUCGGAAGAAUCUUCGCGCCCCAGCCUCUUUUUCCAACUCACAGGCUAUCUUUACAACGCUAACGCUUUGAAUCCAUAUCUUCCUUCCGAAUUUCCUCACUUUGAGCGCCUUAUGAAGAACGAUACUUUCAAAGCAUUAGUCCAUGUUGGAGCUAAUGCUGCGUUUCGUGUAAGUGAUGCGCUCAUCUUGCGAAACUUAGUAUCCGAUCUUUUCCGGAAUGUAUCCGAAGAAGUCGAGUUUCUACUUGCACACAACUACAGCGCUCUUGUGUACGCGGGGCAGGUUGAUUUGACGUUUCCUGUUGAAAAAAUUGAGACAUUCCUGCUGGGCUUGAAAUGGCCAGGGGCAGAGGAGUUUCGCAAGCAGGUACAUCAGCCCUGGUGGGGAGACAUGGGACAACGGAACUUUGCAGGUUAUGUAAAAUGUUAUCAGAAUUUCAUGUUUGUGACGUUGAGAAGCAGCGGCCACUACGUGUUCCUGGAUCAACCAAAGGAUGCUCAUGAAAUGGUGCGCGCGUUUAUUGAGGGAAGGUGUCCUCCUAGAAAGGGGCCGAUCCAAAAUCUGGUAUAGAAAUGAGGCCACGUUGAGGUGUUAGUCGACGAAGGAGCAGUGUGUAUUGAGUGACGCAAUAAAACAGUGGCAUGUGAACGGGA
This is a messenger RNA of Ornithodoros turicata, 1586 nucleotides long. Its product is annotated as venom serine carboxypeptidase-like. The transcript is spliced from 4 exons. Gene Ontology annotation, molecular function: serine-type carboxypeptidase activity. Lineage: Eukaryota; Metazoa; Arthropoda; Arachnida; Ixodida; Argasidae. Gene Ontology annotation, biological process: proteolysis. The record is from RefSeq and is a predicted model, not a curated record. The coding region runs from base 49 to 1503 and encodes 484 amino acids.